Molecule: messenger RNA, 3541 nt
Organism: Dothidotthia symphoricarpi CBS 119687
Lineage: Eukaryota; Fungi; Ascomycota; Dothideomycetes; Pleosporales; Dothidotthiaceae
Product: NAD(P) transhydrogenase mitochondrial precursor
Exons: 8
Coding region: 1-3381 (1126 amino acids)
Biological process (GO): NADPH regeneration; proton transmembrane transport
Cellular component (GO): mitochondrial inner membrane
Molecular function (GO): NAD binding; NADP binding
Source: RefSeq, a predicted model, not a curated record
AUGAAUUCCUCGACGAACUGUCUCGCCGGCUACAGAACAUUUGCCUGUCGAACGCGGGGCAAUCACGGCGGCCCGUCCAGUCUGAAGCUAUUCCCCUCAGCCUUUUUUGUUCGACCAACGCCUGCUUUUCCGCAAGAGUUCCAUUCAAGCGUCAAGCCACAGCGAUCAACUGCAGAUGUCAAAAGUCUGACUCGCCCGCGUCCACUGUACCUGCAGCACCAUGUUCGCAAGGUCUCGGCUACAGGUAUCGCGCGAUAUGCAUCUCAAGCUUCCCAAGGUGAAGAGACGUCUACGUCACCGCUCUCUACUACGGGAAAGUAUUCUAGUCUUACCAUCGGCAUCCCGAAAGAAAGCUAUCCCGGAGAACGCCGUGUUGCAAUUACGCCUCAAAACGUGAAGCUGCUACUCAAGAAAGGGUUCUCACGCAUCUUGAUCGAAAGCGGAGCAGGUAUCGAAGCCCAGUUUACGGACGAGGCAUACGAGCAUGCAGGUGCUGAGACUGUUGACCGCCAAAGCGUAUUCUCAGAAAGCGAUAUUUUGCUCAAGGUUCGAGCACUCAGCAUUGACGGAGCCGAAAGUGAGAUCAAUUCUAUUCGUGAUGGAGCGACUGUGAUAUCUUUUAUCUACCCGGUUCAAAAUCGACCAGUGGUCGAUGCACUUGCGUCCCGUAAAGCGACCGCAUUUGCCAUGGAUAUGGUUCCUCGUAUCUCACGCGCCCAGGUUUUCGAUGCUUUGAGUUCUAUGGCCAAUAUCGCAGGAUACAAAGCUGUCCUGGAAGCUUCGAAUCAAUUCGGUCGAUUUCUUACUGGCCAGGUCACUGCCGCUGGAAAGAUUCCCCCUUGCAAAGUACUCGUCAUUGGAGCUGGUGUAGCGGGUUUGAGUGCUAUUGCAACAGCUCGUCGUAUGGGUGCCAUAGUACGUGGUUUUGAUACUCGCCCCGCAGCUCGUGAACAAGUCCAGUCGCUUGGUGCUGAGUUCAUCGAAGUCGACAUGAAAGAAGACGGGUCAGGAAUUGGUGGCUACGCCAAAGAAAUGUCUAAGGAGUUCAUCGAGGCCGAGAUGAAAUUGUUCUAUGAACAGUGUCGAGAAGUCGAUAUCGUCAUCACCACAGCUUUGAUCCCCGGAAAAUCUGCCCCUAAGCUAAUUACAAAAUCUAUGCUUGGCGCCAUGAAACCCGGUUCCGUUGUUGUAGACCUCGCAGCUGAGGCUGGUGGCAACUGCGAAGCUACUGUUCCCGGCAAGUUGUCGAAAUAUGAUGGCGUAACCAUAAUUGGCUACACUGAUCUUCCAUCUCGCUUGCCAACUCAGUCGUCGACUCUAUACUCCAACAACAUCACCAAAUUUCUGCUUUCAUUGGUACCAAAAGACAAGACGGAUCAGACGUACGAUGUCGAUUUAACUGACGAGGUCACUCGCGGUGCCAUUGUCACCCAUAAUGGAAAGAUCAUCCCCCCAGCUCCUCGUCCUGCUCCUCCACCUGCUCAGGCUAAACCAGCGCUUUCACCAGCGGAUCAAGUUGCAAACAUCGUUGCGCUUACGCCUUGGCAAAGUCAAUCGCGCCAGGUUGCGAGCGUCACUGCCGGGAUGACGACAGCUUUGGCACUUGGAAAGUUCACAGGACCCUUGUUCAUGUCUAAUGCUUUCACGUUUGCUCUCGCCAGUCUGAUCGGGUACCGAGUCGUCUGGGGCGUUGCGCCUGCUCUACAUUCGCCACUCAUGAGUGUCACUAAUGCCAUUUCUGGAAUGGUUGGCAUUGGAGGUCUUUAUGUGAUGGGGGGUGGCUAUCAUCCAGAAACUAUUCCCCAGACUCUUGGUGCUCUAUCUGUCUUGCUCGCUUUCGUCAACGUUUCCGGAGGCUUCGUUAUCAGCAAGCGUAUGCUGGAUAUGUUUCGACGUCCGACAGACCCUCCAGAAUAUCCGUUGCUAUAUGCCGUUCCCGCCGUAUUGUUUGGCGGCGGGUUCAUUGCAGCAGCCUCGACAGGGAUGGCUGGCUUGGUGCAGGCUGGCUAUCUUGUCAGCAGCAUCCUUUGCAUGACCUCACUCUCUGGUCUUGCUUCGCAGGCUACUGCUCGACGCGGAAAUUAUCUGGGUAUUCUGGGCGUCUUUACGGGCAUCCUCGCUUCGUUGGCUGUUGUGGGCUUCACACCGGAAGUUCUCUCACAGUUUGCUGGUCUGGCUACGAUUGGAACCAUUGCUGGUCUAGCCAUCGGACGGAGGAUUACGCCCACAUCACUUCCGCAAACCGUAGCUGCACUGCACUCUGUAGUGGGUCUUGCAGCUGUGCUCACCAGCAUCGGCAGUGUUCUCGCCCAUGAUGGUGAUAUCUCGACUCUUCACAUGGUCAGCGCAUACCUUGGAGUUUUGAUCGGUGGGGUAACCUUCACAGGAAGUAUCGUCGCUUUCUUGAAAUUAGCCGCGAAGAUGUCUUCGAAACCGUUAGCACUUCCAGGGCGCCAUCUUAUCAACGGUACAUUGCUCGGCGCGAAUGUGGCAACAAUGGGUGCUUUCCUUGCAUGGGCACCUGGAGCACCCCUCAUAGGUGCUGCGUGCCUUAUGGGUAACGCCGUUUUGAGCUUCAUCAAAGGAUAUACUACCACUGCAGCCAUCGGAGGUGCCGACAUGCCGGUCGUCAUCACAGUCCUGAAUGCCUACUCUGGAUUCGCGCUGGUAGCUGAAGGUUUCAUGUUGGACAACUCGCUGCUCACUACAAUUGGAGCUUUGAUUGGAGUGUCAGGCUCCAUCCUUUCGUACAUCAUGUGCGUGGCCAUGAACAGAUCAAUCACAAACGUCUUGUUCGGUGGUAUAGCGCAAACACCCCAGACCCAAACCAAGAUCGAAGGAGAAAUUACAAAGACGACGGCCGACGAAACGGCUGAAGCUCUGGUCAGCUCUGAGAAUGUCAUCAUCGUUGUUGGCUACGGCAUGGCCGUCGCAAAAGCCCAGUACGCCAUCUCCGACUUUGUCAACGCACUUCGCGCAAAAGGCAUCAACGUCCGUUUCGCCAUCCACCCCGUCGCCGGCCGUAUGCCAGGCCAAUGCAAUGUUCUCCUCGCCGAAGCUUCCGUUCCAUAUGAUAUCGUUCUCGAAAUGGACGAGAUCAACGACGACUUCCCAGGUACAGACGUCACUCUUGUUAUCGGUGCUAAUGACACGGUGAACCCGAUUGCGUUGGAGCCUGGGUCUGCGAUUGCUGGUAUGCCGGUACUGCAUGCGUGGAAGAGUAAGCAAGUUGUGAUUAUGAAGAGAGGUAUGGCGAGCGGUUAUGCAGACGUGCCGAAUCCCAUGUUCUACAUGGACAAUACCAAGAUGUUAUUUGGAGAUGCCAAUGAUAGUUGUAACGCUAUCAAACGCGCGCUUGAGGAGAAGCUUAAAGGAUUGUGAUUGUAGUAGACACUCUCAGUCUCAGUGACCUUGUUACGGUAGACCUCCUUUUCCCAUCUCAUGAUGCAUAUUUGUGCGGGAGCUCUAGCAUAUGCAUGAGAACAAGAUCUAUCCUAGGCAUAUAGCAUCAAAGCACGUUGAUUUCUUUCGAACGUUUCCA